Neoarthrinium moseri is the source of this 1500-nucleotide messenger RNA. RefSeq lists its product as uncharacterized. The coding region runs from base 1 to 1500 and encodes 499 amino acids. The transcript has 4 exons. NCBI's taxonomy places the organism in Eukaryota, Fungi, Ascomycota, Sordariomycetes, Amphisphaeriales, Apiosporaceae. Gene Ontology annotation, molecular function: FAD binding. The record is from RefSeq and is a predicted model, not a curated record.
AUGAAGGUUGCUACUUGCGCCGUAGGUUUCGCAUUGGUGUCGCGCCAAGUCUGUGCCAACCCUACAGCAAACAAUCCCCAAGAUGCCUGUUGCUCUGCUCUUGCACAAGAGGCAAUCCUGGCUGGCAAAGUCAUCUUUCCUCAGGACAGUGCCUACGACGCACGCCUAGCAGCGUACUACUCUGCCAAUUCUGCGCUCCCUCCUUGGUGCAUGGUGUUGCCCACCAGUACCGAUGAUGUCUCUAAGAUUGCAGGGAUCAUAACUGCGAAUCAGUGUCCAUUUGGGAUGCGGAGUGGCGCUCACUCUGCCUUUAAUGGGUCAAACGGUGUUCAGGACGGAAUCACCGUCGACUUUGGCUAUUUGAACACCACAACUUACAAUGCCGACACCAAGAUUGCUUCUAUCCAGCCGGGAUCUAACUGGGGCGAUGCCUUUACUGCCCUCGACACCUAUAAUGUCACUGUCGCAGGUGGGCGAGCUUCUGUCGUUGGUGUUGGAGGCUUCACCACCGGCGGUGGAUACUCCUUCCAUAGCAACGCCCACGGCUUCGCCUGUGACAAUGUCGCCAACUUCGAGAUCGUAUUAGCGAACGGCAGCGUAGUAAACGCGAACCCUACAGAGAAUGCAGACCUCUGGAAAGCACAAAAGGGGGGGUCUGGUAACUUUGGUUUCGUGACCAGAAUUGAUAUGUACACGAUUGAAGGAACACAGAUCUGGGGUGGAUUCACCUCGUACAAUCUGACAAAGCGUGAUGAAGUCUUCAACGCCUACAUCAACUUCACCGAGAACAGCGACGACCAAGCCAGUCAGAACAUCGUCGCCCUCUACUAUGAUUCUACGGGAUUCGCUCUCCGUUCUAUCCUGACCAACAGCCAAGGCAUAGAAAAUGCACCGGCCUUCGCUGAGUACAUGGCGAUUGGGAACAUCUCUAGCACACUGAGAACCGCCGCCGUUGCCGAGCUGGUCCCAGAAUUCACCGGACCCACUCCCCUGGGCCAGUACGCCAACUGGAUGGUCGGUAUGACCACCAAUAGUUUCGACGUGUUGGACUUCAUCGACCGGGCCCUCAAAGAGUACGCCACCAAAAUGCAAGCUGCAGCACCAGACUCGGAAUUCAGCGUCCUCAUAGAGUUCCAGCCGGUCACGACAAUGAUGGUGGACCACAGCGUCAAAAAUGGCGUAAAUGUUCUUGGACUCGAAGAUGUGAUCUCCACUGGUCCAACUCUCAUGUGGCUCAUCGCGCUUACUGUGGACACACCUGAGAACCAAGAGGUGAUCUUGCCCAUUGCUCUGGAAUACAGAGAUGCUAUCAACGAGUAUGCCACUUCCAUAGGAGCCAACAAGGAUUGGAACUACCUCAACUACGCUUGGGUGGACGAGGAUCCUAUUUCCGACUAUGGCGCAGAGAACAUUGCUUUGAUCCAGGACGUUGCCAGUCGGUAUGAUCCUACAGGCGCCUUUCAAAAGUUACGUCACUCUGGCUUCAAAAUUCCACUUUAA